CGGAAGUGAGUCACGUGGUCGCCAUGGGAAGCAAGAUGGCGGCGGCCAGCAGGGUCGUUCAGGUAGUAAAGCCACACAUUCCGGCAAUUCGAUUUCCUGAUAGAAAGAACAGUCCUAGACCCAAUGUCCAAGAAGCCUUAAAGUCAUUGACUUUUCCCUUCACUAUGCCAUCCAUAACGCCAAAUAUUGCUGCAAGUGGGAACCCGCCGGGCGCUCAAACGGUCUCAUCCGUCCGCAAAGCACAAACCACGCCAGACACAAGUGAACUACUGAAAUCUCUACCCCAAAAAUAUCGAAGAAAAUCUCUGUCCGGCGAGGAAAUGGAAUAUAUCCAGCGUGGAGGACCUGAAUGAGGAAUGACACCAGCCAGCAUUACCACCAGCAUACAACUGCUGUGUUACUAAGAUAUCUUGGAUCCGUGUAAUUAUAUAAAACUUGUAAAACCGUAGCUUUAAUAAAGGCAGUGAUUUCCUCACUCGUGGUGGGAACGCAUCCUCUGUAAGAAGCCACUGUAGAAACAUGUAUUACCUUUUGUAUGAUCUUAAUUCUAUUAAACUGUAUUAUUUAUAAUAA
Messenger RNA from Pelobates fuscus (common spadefoot toad), 573 nucleotides. It is a transcript of the gene KGD4, whose product is annotated as alpha-ketoglutarate dehydrogenase subunit 4. Gene Ontology annotation, molecular function: oxoglutarate dehydrogenase (succinyl-transferring) activity. The transcript has 4 exons. The record is from RefSeq and is a predicted model, not a curated record. The coding region runs from base 24 to 353 and encodes 109 amino acids. Gene Ontology annotation, biological process: 2-oxoglutarate metabolic process. Lineage: Eukaryota; Metazoa; Chordata; Amphibia; Anura; Pelobatidae.